Molecule: messenger RNA, 567 nt
Organism: Capsella rubella
Lineage: Eukaryota; Viridiplantae; Streptophyta; Magnoliopsida; Brassicales; Brassicaceae
Product: thiosulfate sulfurtransferase 16, chloroplastic
Exons: 4
Coding region: 37-399 (120 amino acids)
Source: RefSeq, a predicted model, not a curated record
UGAGGGAGAGAAAAAGGUUUUUUUGUCCCACUAGCAAUGGCGGAGGAGAGAAGAGUCCCAUCAUCGGUGUCGGUCACAGUCGCCCACGACCUUCUUCUAGCCGGCCACCGCUAUUUGGACGUCAGGACUCCAGAAGAGUUCAGCCAGGGACAUGCCUGUGGGGCGAUCAACGUUCCUUACAUGAAGCGAGGAGCAUCAGGGAUGUCAAAGAACCCCGACUUCCUGGAACAAGUCUCCUCCCAUUUCAGACAAUCCGACGACAUCAUUGUUGGCUGCCUGAGCGGGGGUAGAUCUUUCAAAGCCACCGCCGAUCUUCUCGAUGCAGGUUUCACGGCGGUCAAAGAUAUCUCCGGUGGCUAUACUGCCUGGGACCAGAAUGGUCUUCCUACACAAGACUGACUGAUGGCCAGUCACCACCACCAUCAUCUUUAAACCAAUAAUGUCCUUAUUUUAUUUCUUAUCUUCUGCUUCCUUUAUCUGAUACCUUGGAGAGGGGCCUGCCUUAUCAUCUGUUGUUCCCACGACUCUUAUUAUAUAUAAGAAAUGGUUGUGUUGAUUGCAUCGAAA